AUGCAUGGCCAUUAUGUUUUGCAAUCAGAUUUGAUAUCAGUGCACAACGGAUGCCCUGGAAGUGUCUGUUGCCAGAGUGGUUCAGAAAUCUGUCUUAAUGUCACUGUACUCUUUCUUUUGUUCUUAAUCUCUUGGCUCUGUUUAUUUGUCUGUUUUCUUCCUUCUUUCUUCUGUUCUUUGUUGCUCUCCUUUCUUUCUUCUGUUCUUUGUUGCUCUCCCUUUUUACUUCUGGUCUUUGUUGCUCUCCCUUCUCUCUUCUGUUCUUUGUUGCUCUCCCUUCUCUCUUCUGUUCUUUGUUGCUAUCCCUUCUCUCUUCUGGUCUUUGUUGCUAUCCCUUCUCUCUUCUGGUCUUUGUUGCUCUCCCUUCUGUUCUUUGUUGCUCUCCCUUCUUUCUUCUGUUCUUUGUUGCUCUCCCUUCUUUCUUCUUGUCUUUGUUGCCCUCCCUUCUUUCUUCUGUUCAUUGUUGGUCUCCCUUCUUUCUUCUGCUCUUUUUUCCUCUCUCCUCUUUCUUUUCUUCUUUGUUUCCUCUCUCCUCUUUCUUUUCUUCUUUGUUUCCUCUCUCCUCUUUCUUUUCUUCUUUGUUUCCUCUCUCCUCUUUCUUUUCUUCUUUGUUUCCUCUCUCCUCUUUCUUUUCUUCUUUUUUUCCUUAGGUUUCUUUCUUUUCUUCUUUGUUUCCUUUUUUCUUUUCUUCUUUGUUUUCUCCUCUUUCUUUUCCUCUUUCUUUUUUUCUUCUUUGUUUCCUCUCUCCUCUUUCUUUUCUUCUUUGUUUCCUCUCUCCUCUUUCUUUUCUUCUUUGUUUCCUCUCUCCUCUUUCUUUUCUUCUUUGUUUCCUCUCCCAUCUUUCAUUUCAUGUAUGUUGUUCUCCUCUCUUUCUUCUGUUCAUUGUCUCUGUCUCUUCUCUUCUCUUCUGUUCUUAUUUCCCUCCCCUCUUUCUGUUGUUACUGUCACCUUCCCUUCUUUCUGUUGUUUCUCUGUCACUCUUCCUUUUUUUCUUUUUGUUUCCUUGUCUUGGAAUAUGUCCAAAGUAUUUUCCUUUUAACAUCUUAA
Molecule: messenger RNA, 1047 nt
Organism: Acanthosepion pharaonis
Lineage: Eukaryota; Metazoa; Mollusca; Cephalopoda; Sepiida; Sepiidae
Source: the annotation of a GenBank genome assembly